Purpureocillium takamizusanense is the source of this 855-nucleotide messenger RNA. RefSeq lists its product as uncharacterized. The transcript is spliced from 3 exons. The record is from RefSeq and is a predicted model, not a curated record. Bases 1 to 855 code for a protein of 284 amino acids. NCBI's taxonomy places the organism in Eukaryota, Fungi, Ascomycota, Sordariomycetes, Hypocreales, Ophiocordycipitaceae.
AUGCCACCGACGGCGGAAGGCUCUGCACCCUGGGUGUUUGGGAGUAGAAGUGGCCGAGCUGCGAGCGCCCGCCCUGGCACGCCUGUGCCGCCUCCUCGCUCUGAAAAACGUAAUCCAUUUUCGGCUCCUGAGGAUGAAAACAACUCCGAGCGCCGUUCCAGCAGCGACGGCACCAUCCCCCGUUCGAUGGUCGAAUAUCAUUCGGAAAGACGGCUGCAUAGCCCAGGCUCGCACGGCCCCGACCUCGCUCAUGAGGCGACAUCGCCGGAACUCGGCGGGGAUAGGGCCACAUCUGACUGGGAAACUGUAGUGGCGAGUGAUGAGAGUGGACGCCACGCUUACCCGCUUCAAGGACGGCACGAAACGAAUGCCUUCGAAGUCCAAGGCCUAACCGGGCACAGCUAUCGCCUUGAAAACCAGCCUCAGCGACCGAAUACCAUACUCGGUCCAGCCAGUCUCGCGCCUGCUAGCGAGCCGCAGCAGGGCCCGGGUGCGACUCAAACCAAUGAGCCCACUGACAUCAGAUACUCCAGCUUCGUCAACGAAAGGCGCGACAAAGCGGCGAAUGUCAAUGUUGUCGAUGAUUUUUCUGGCAAUGAGCCCCACGAAGCCUUCAGUCGAAAGCGCGGGAACACUCCGGUCGUUGACAACCAAGGACCUGGCGGACUUGCCGCGAGCAACUCGAUGACGUCGAGCAGCUUGACUGUGGAUCGUUUCAAGUUCGAUGACGGCCACUACGCUGUAUUCUUGCGCCCCGGUGCCGAGAGAGAGGCGAGGGCCGAGCUCGACGACGACGAUCAGCCCUCCGUCCAGAAUCCACAGUUUUACGAUCCUUCCGCCAUUCAGUCGACUUAG